GAAUGAAAGAGGUAGCGCUGCUUCUAUUUAUUCUACAGUUGAGGGGCAGUCUGUGCUCUCCUGACGCAGUUCGCAUUCCACACGCAAAUUUGAACGUGUCGUCAAAAACAAAUUUUGCAGGAUGUCUAAAGAUAUUCCCCGUGAGCCAGAGCAGCUUCGCAAGCUGUUCAUUGGAGGAUUGAGCUUUGAGACCACAGACGAGAGUUUGCGGGCCCAUUUCGAGCAAUGGGGUAGUCUUACAGAUUGUGUGGUGAUGAGAGACCCCGGCAGCAAGAGAUCCAGGGGUUUUGGCUUUGUCACUUACUCAUCAGUACAGGAGGUUGAUUCUGCCAUGGGUGCCCGUCCCCACAAGGUUGAUGGAAGAGUGGUUGAACCCAAGCGAGCAGUCUCUAGAGAGGAUUCCAACCGACCAGGUGCUCAUGUAACUGUGAAGAAAAUAUUUGUCGGGGGUAUUAAAGAGGACACGGAGGAAUCGCAUCUACGCGAUUACUUCCAGGAGUUUGGAAAAAUUGAGGUCAUUGAAAUAAUGAAUGAUCGCAACACUGGCAAGAAGAGGGGAUUUGCUUUUGUGACCUUUGAUGACCACGACUCAGUCGACAGGAUUGUCAUCCAGAAAUAUCACACAAUUAAUUCACACAACUGUGAAGUAAGAAAGGCCCUCCCAAGACAGGAUAUGCAGUCAGGAAUGGGUAUGAGAGGAGGAUUUUCAGGUGGUCGGAGUGGUGGAGGCAGGCCCUAUGACUAUGACAGAGGUUUCAACCAGGGCGGCAGGGGCCGAUAUGGAGACAGCCAUUACAACUGCAAUGGAGGUGAUGGUGGUUAUGGAGGUGGUCCUGGUGGAUACAACAAUGGAGGUAGCCGUGGCUAUAACCAGGGCUACAGCCAGGGUGGGGGUGGCGGUGGUGGCUAUGGUGGAAAUGGCUAUGACAGCAACGGUUAUGGCAACUGCGGUGGAGGCGGCGGUGGUGGAAACUACAACAUGGGCCACUACGACUCGCAGUCCUCUAACUUCGGUCCAAUGAAGAACAACUUUGGUGGUGGUGGUGGUGGUGGUGGUGGUGGCAGGAGCUAUGGUGGCUAUGGAGGAAGCUCAAACAGUGGAUAUGGACGUCAAGGGCGGUUUUGAAGUGACAAAAUGGACUGAGUACUUAGGAGAGGAAGUGACAGCAAGAGGAGAGCAAGGAGAGGAAGUGACAGGGCAGCUGCAGGUUUACCUCCUAAAUCUGCUCAGCCAAACACUUGUGGCAGAUUACAGCUGCUACAAGAGAUGUUGUACAAUAGCUAAAUUGUGGAGGGUUUUCAUUUAAGCGUUCUUGUGUUUUUUCAUCUGUUUCUGGAAAGCAAGCAUUCCAAUGAGGGUUUUAUGUAGAUUUUGUUUUGUUCAAAAUCUGGUUUUAUUUGUAAUUGCACCCAAGUCAAGCUGAAAUAAACAAACUUUCAGUUUUUUUAAACAAACUUUUAGCUUCCUUUUUAGUGGUUUUGGGGAGGGGUGGUAUGAAAAUUGAUGCAUACAGCUGGGUUGAGGUCUGUUGUAUGAGCAUCCAUGCAAUAGUCACCACAUGGCGAGAGCCAUAAAUACAUGCGCCUUCUACUGGUUGAGGGACACGUGAGGGUACAGACUCAACCCUGAGCGCAGCGCAGCACAGAACAUCUGGAGGAUGCUAGCUUACAUGCAAAGUCUUGUGAGGCUAGCCAUGGAAGCCAGCUGAGGGAGAGAAGUAGCAGUCAUCGCCAGGAUCAUUGAAGCAGGGGAGAGUGAGAACAGAAGCCUGAGGCUAGCAGGCAGCAGCUACCAAAGGCUUAAAUGCUGCCUGUAGGUAAGACCAGACUUCUCAACUACUGACAGUACACCUUGCUUUACCAUGUAGCUGGUAGUAAGAUGUGUAGCACAGUAAUGAUUAAACUAUUAAUUGUGAAAACAAUCUUAAUGAGUUGGUCAAUGGGCCGUCUAAUGGCGUAAUUGUCAACACAUUUGCAUGCAAUGAGUGAAUGAAAAUGCAUGUUGAGUAUUUCCUGUUGACUAUGUUUCUGCUUUCAGGACGUGCAGUGCUGUGUGCUCUCGGUGGGGACCAACUUCAUAUGACAACAGAUAAUCAGAAUUCCACAGAAUGAUGAAUUGGUGCUGAAGAUAUUCGUCCAGGUCAGACUAGAGCUCUAUCUAGUCGAGAACAAGAGCAGAGACAUCUAAGAUGUGUUUUUGGGGGGGACUAUUUUUGUACUUUUUGUUUUUUUAAAUAAAAUUUUAUUUUUUUUUUAUAAAACAUGUCUUGUGAUUUAUUUGUACAUAAAUUGUGUACAUUAUAUAAAAUCUCCAGAUUUUA
This is a messenger RNA of Dunckerocampus dactyliophorus (ringed pipefish), 2321 nucleotides long. RefSeq names its product heterogeneous nuclear ribonucleoprotein A1-like. The record is from RefSeq and is a predicted model, not a curated record. The transcript has 12 exons. The coding region runs from base 122 to 1126 and encodes 334 amino acids. Gene Ontology annotation, molecular function: RNA binding. NCBI's taxonomy places the organism in Eukaryota, Metazoa, Chordata, Actinopteri, Syngnathiformes, Syngnathidae.